Messenger RNA from Asterias rubens (European starfish), 711 nucleotides. RefSeq names its product thioredoxin, mitochondrial-like. Lineage: Eukaryota; Metazoa; Echinodermata; Asteroidea; Forcipulatida; Asteriidae. Gene Ontology annotation, cellular component: cytoplasm. The record is from RefSeq and is a predicted model, not a curated record. Gene Ontology annotation, molecular function: oxidoreductase activity, acting on a sulfur group of donors, disulfide as acceptor; protein-disulfide reductase activity. The transcript has 4 exons. Bases 96 to 566 code for a protein of 156 amino acids.
GCACGCGUUUGCCCAUCAAAAAGAAUCCACGACACGGCGACAAGACUGUUCAACAUACAGGAGGCAUAACAUAACUGAUAAGAGCAACUGCAACGAUGGCUCUUCGUCUGAAAGUACUCCUAACUUCUCUAUCAUCGCUAAGGCAGUACCAGACUAGAGGUACACCCGCUGCUACUCGGAUCUUGAAUAGUGCUGUAUCAGAACAAAGCAGAAAAUUAUCAACUGCAGAACCACCCUCAUAUGAAGAGUUUAAUGUCCAGGAUAAAGACGAUUUCAUUGAGAGGGUUUUAAAAAGCCCAGUUCCAAUCAUGGUUGACUUCCAUGCAAGUUGGUGCAAACCAUGCCACGCACUCGCCCCUCGUCUUCAAGAGGUUAUAUCAGAGAGACCAGGGCGGGUUCAGCUGGCUAAAAUAGACGUUGAUGAGCACGGAGACCUAGCCAUGGAGUAUGACGUUAGCUCUAUCCCUAAGGUUAUUAUGUUUAAAGAGGGCAAGGUCGCUGGCGAAUUUAUCGGCCUGAUGGAGAAGGACAAAAUAGAAAGUUUUGUUGAUCGAUUGACAUUAUAACACGAUUAGUUAGUGAAUAGUUAGUAUAAUCCAGACUGAAUACAAAAACGUCUUUGCAUGUCAUCACAUUAUAGGCCUGGAAUUUCAUCUUUGAAAGGACAAGGCCUUUUUCAUCUUGCAAAGGGCACUUCCUUGAAAAAAACUC